This is a messenger RNA of Pezoporus occidentalis (night parrot), 2648 nucleotides long. It is a transcript of the gene SLC37A4, whose product is annotated as solute carrier family 37 member 4. The transcript is spliced from 9 exons. Gene Ontology annotation, biological process: phosphate ion transmembrane transport; glucose-6-phosphate transport. The record is from RefSeq and is a predicted model, not a curated record. The coding region runs from base 91 to 1446 and encodes 451 amino acids. NCBI's taxonomy places the organism in Eukaryota, Metazoa, Chordata, Aves, Psittaciformes, Psittacidae. Gene Ontology annotation, cellular component: endoplasmic reticulum membrane. Gene Ontology annotation, molecular function: glucose 6-phosphate:phosphate antiporter activity.
GGCGCUGCGGGACGCGGCCGCUCUCGGCGCUGCUGCCGGUCCCGGGGUCGCCGCGGCCGCCGCUGCCCGGCAGCGGAGCAGCGCGGCGGGAUGGCGGCGGGCGGGUACGGGCGGUACCGCGCCGUGAUCUUCGCGGCCAUGUUCGCCGGGUACACGCUCUAUUACUUCAACCGCAAAACCUUCUCGUUCGUCAUGCCCGCCGUCAUGGCCGAGGUGCCGCUGGGGAAGGACGAGCUGGGUCUCAUCACCAGCAGCCAGUCCGCGGCGUACGCCAUCAGCAAAUUCGUGAGCGGCGUCCUCUCGGACCGGGCGAGCGCCCGCUGGCUCUUCUGCUCCGGGCUCCUCAUGGUGGGCUUGGUCAACGUGGCCUUCUCCUGGAGCUCCACCGUCGCGGCCUUCGCGGGGCUCUGGUUCCUCAACGGCCUGGCCCAGGGGCUGGGCUGGCCGCCCUGCGGGAAGAUCCUGCGGAAGUGGUUUGAGCCGUCGCAGUUCGGGACGUGGUGGUCAAUCCUGUCUACAAGCAUGAACUUGGCUGGAGGCUUAGGCCCCAUUGUCGCUGCUCUCGCGUCCCAGAACUACGACUGGCGUGUGACCCUGUCCUGCUCCGGCUUCAUCUGCGUGGUUGUCUCUUUUGUUUGCCUUGUCCUCAUUAAGAACGAGCCAUCGGAUGUGGGGCUGCCCAACAUUGACCAAGGAGCCAAGAAAGGGAAGAAAGGUUCCUCCAGUGACAACAGCACUUUGACAGAGCUGCUGCUCUCGCCAUACCUCUGGGUGCUCUCAACAGGCUACCUGGUCGUUUUUGGAGUGAAAACGUGCUGUACCGACUGGGGCCAGCUCUUCCUGAUCCAGGAGAGGGGACAGUCCAUGCUUGUGGGUAGUUCCUACAUGAGUGCCUUGGAGAUCGGGGGUCUGGUGGGAAGCAUUGCUGCUGGAUAUCUUUCUGACAGAGCAGUAGCAAGAGUGGGUCUGUCGAGCUACGGGAACCCCCGGCACGCGCUGCUGCUUUCCAUGAUGGCCGGGAUGUGCGUGUCCAUGUUCCUCUUCCGAGUCACGGUCACCAGCGAGUCUCCCAAGGAAAAUCACUUCUGGACUGUAGCCUUGCAACCUCUAGCUGACCUUACAGGCCUCAAGGAGCAUGAGCUGUGGAUCCUGACCCUGGGAGCUGUGUUCGGGUUCUCCUCGUACGGGCCCAUCGCCCUGUUCGGGGUUAUCGCCAACGAAAGCGCCCCUGCCAACCUGUGCGGCACCUCCCACGCCAUAGUGGCCCUCAUGGCCAAUGUUGGGGGGUUUCUGGCUGGACUACCCUUCAGUACCAUUGCCAAGCACUACAGCUGGGCCACAGCCUUCUGGGUAGCCGAAAUCACCUGCACUGGCAGCACAGUGGCUUUCUUCUUACUGCGCAACAUCCGCACCAAGAUGGGCCGGAUUCCCAGGAAGGCUGACUGAGGAGAAGCUGCUCGGUGAAAAGGAGCCUCUCUCACCGACGGGAAUGAUGCUUGGAUUUUUGUUUAACUGGAGUGAGUUUACCUAUUGCUGCAACCUACAUAAAAGUAUCUCAAUUUCUCAUUCACUGUCAGGUGCCAGAGGGCACAAGGUUCUUGCUGCUGAUCACUUUUUCCCUCAAGAUGUGAUAAUUCAGGUAGUUUACACGGGCAAUGAUUUUGCUGCACCUCCUCACAGCACUGCUGGGGAAGCACCCAGGCUUUGCAGCCUGAGCUCCUCUGCUAAAGGGACUCUGAAAUGGCUGGCUUCAGGUGCUGUCACGUUGAGUUUUGUCCCUGCUGUUUUUCUCGGCCAUUAACUUUUUGAUUCUGCUUCGCUCUCAGCCCUGGAGCAGCGACAGCAGUGAAUGAUGAUGAUUAGAGCUGGGCCUCAUGGCUCUUUUGAGAGCAGCGUGGCUUUAGCUUGACCCAGGAUUAGUUGUUAGGAGAGAUGGAGGUGUUUUGCUCUGGAGAAGUGGAACGCUGGUGUGGUGCUGCGGCGGGGCUCUUGCAGCACCGGGAAACAGGCACGUUUCCAGGAAACCCUCGGCACUUUACGGGAGAGCAUUCAGAGAAGCUCCUUCUAUUGAAGUGAUCCUGCCUGGUGCAGUUUCUGUGUAAUGAUUUGCAAGGGAGGCAGCUGCUGCCAUGGCAAUGUGCAGCCAGCGCUCUGCCCGUCAGCCUGGAAAACCCACGCAGCAGCAGGUAUUGUGACAGCAGCUGCAGGGUUUUUCCAGGUCUCUGGAAAAACACCUAUUUUUAGUGUUGGCUUGUGUUUUGUUAGUACACAGAGUGUAGUCUAGGGUGGUUUUGGUCAAGAGCUGCAUCUCUUAUGGCUGUGGGCAUGGCCUUGGGCUACUUCCGAGUCAGCCUUAGCAGAGCCACCACUGGCAGCCUGCAGCACUUGGGGCCCAGCACUGUUUGCAAUGAAUACUCAGGUUUUCAACCAGGAUUUAGUUGAAUACUCUUGGCUUUCCCCAGAAGGAUUUACUGCUUUAGGACUCUGGAAGAGGCAGUUCUCGUGCAGAACGUGCACGCAGGUACUGUGCUGUACAGCAUGGUUGCAAGAGUAGGUAGCCAGCCUUAAUUAAAACGGUGGAAGUGAAUUACAUUUUGUACUUAAUUCCCUGAUCUUCUAUGUGAAAUAAAAAUGGAGCAGUGUCACAA